Camellia sinensis is the source of this 2975-nucleotide messenger RNA. The record is from RefSeq and is a predicted model, not a curated record. Lineage: Eukaryota; Viridiplantae; Streptophyta; Magnoliopsida; Ericales; Theaceae.
UUGGAUUUUUUACAUCAUAUCCCAACCAAGGGGAUAUGAUACAAUGGGGGGGGUGGUAUUGUAUAUCCUCCACUUUUGGGGGAUAUACAAUCCCACCGGAUAUUAUAUCCCCUUCAAAAAAAAAUUACAAACAUGGGAUAUAUGGACCCCACCGGAUAUAAUAUCCAAUCCCAAUCUUCAUAUCCCCCAAUCAAACAGGGCCUUAGUAUCUAGAAAUGAUAAUUAACUUAUGAAAGCGCCAGAUUUAUGGGUUUGAGAGGCUUAGUGAUUGAGUAUCAGCUGGAACAUUAAUAUUUUGAUUUUGCUUACUUUCUGUUAGCAAGUAUUUUAAUAUUAUAAUGUGUUUUUUGGUUUCCUUCAUGUCUUAUCCUUUUAAGUCUUCCUAGUCUCUCCAUUCUUAUCCAUCUAAAUCUUCCAAGAUAAGGUUUGCCAAGACUUAUCCAUUCAAGUCUUCUCCUAGUCCUCCCAAGACUUAUCCAUUCCAAGUCUUCCUAGAUAAGCUUCCAAGGUUUUGGUCAAGUCUCCUGUUAUCUUAUCCACCAAGAAUCUUGCAUAUUAAGUUUCCUUUCUAUAUAUAUUGAGCUUAUCUCCUGUCUUGACAUAUACGAGUGAAGGAGUUUUUGUUGCUUUGUUAUGACUUGUGUGAGAUUAUCAGGCAAAUAAAAAGGGUGUGUGUGAUAAAGUUUUGGGUUCAACCAAUUGUGCAGUAUUAGUUAACCAUACGACUUAGUCGGGCUGUUGUAUCCUGGGGGGACAAGUCAAGGUUUUUUCUGCUGCACCUGUGUAAGGCUUUGCCUAAUCGCAGAUGGCUUGAAUCUCCUUAAAUAGAGCGAAUUUCUCGCGCCUCAGCCCUUUCAAUAAUUAUUGUAAUUUUUAUUAUUUUGUAUUUUCUGGUGUUUUAUUUGUAAUUAUCCCCAACAAUUUUAAGGAGAUUCAAAUAGCAAAAAGCCAUGGAGCCAGUACUGGAGAAACCCAACGAGAAUACCGGCGAUAUCAACAAGCCCUUCCGGUUCAAGGGAGCCCAUUUCAAGAGAUGGAAAGGCAAGGUGUUUUUCUACCUCAGUCUCCUCAAGGUGGCUUAUAUCCUGACGGAGAAAAAUCCGAACAAAGUCCUGAGUAUAAAUGUCGAUACUAUUUUUUAAACUAUUUUUCAGAUCAAUUUUAUGAUUGUUAUGAUACUACUUACACCACUGCCAAGAAAAUUUGAAAAGCCUUGCAGAACAAAUAUGACACUGAAGAGGCAGGUGCUAAAAAAUAUGCUGCAAGCCGUUUUUUCUGCUAUCAAAUGAUAGAUGGAAAAUCAGUGGUGGAGCAAGUUCAAGAUUUUCAGAUGUUAGUAACUGAAGUUAGAUCUGAAGGCAUCAAAAUUGGAGACAAUCUUGUUGUAGCAGGUAUUGUUGACAAACUUCCAUCAUCUUGGAGGGAGUUCUAGAAGUCGAUGCGUCACAAGCAAAAAGAGACAUCCUUGGAGACUCUAAUCACAAGGAUUCGGGUGGAGGAGGAAGCACGAGGACAAGAUGCACUUAUGACACAAGAGCACUCCACUGCUAAGCAAAGUGACGGGCAACAGUGGGGCUGGCAUGCCUUCUGACCAUAAACAGUCGCCGCUACUAAGAAAGAUAGCACUGAGAGAUGUCCAGAAUGAUAAUAGAAGUUUGAUAUGUAAUCAUCCAGGAAAUUCCCCCAUUCUGGGUGGAAAAUCCAUCACAGAUGCAAUCAAGGUUGCUGGAACUAAGAGACUCACACCUGAGUGCCCUUUAAGCCCCCCUUUUGGCCCUUCCUCGAGCAAAAAUGGUGUAAAAGAUCAUUUCAUGAAUGCCUGAAGAAAGUUUGAUUCAGAGCCAGGCAAAAAAAUUCAGGACAGUACGGACAAAAGUGCUGAUAACCUUCAGUCGAGCUCAAAGCAUUCUUGCCACAAGCAACAGGAAUUACCUCGACAGCAGACUCAGAUGAGGGAGAGCAAUUUGUUUUGUUCUCCUGUAGUUAGACCAAAUCAUAUGGCUUCAAUGAUGGACUUUAUGUGCGGUGGAUCUCCAGUUCCCAUUAAGGUCAACUCAGAGGUCUGUCAUUCAACUGAUUCUAAGGCUACCAAUGAUCAACAAAAAACAGAACGGUUUAUUCAUUUGCAGAAGGUCUUGAAGCAGUGUGACGAGUCUAAUCAGAGGGAUUAUAUCCAGAUGCUUCUAAAUUUGUCGCCGGCUGAACUUAGCAGACACGCAGUUGGGUUGGAGAAAAAAGCAAUACAGCUAACGGUGGAAGAAGGGAAACAGAUGCAACGGAUGAAGGCUCUAAAUAUAUUGGGGAAAUCUGGCCCAAUGAACAACCCAUUGCUGACAACUCAACAACCGCAAUCUAAGAAAUGAAAAUUCACAGUCGCAAUCUGUUGCCAAUUGGUGAUUAACAAUGAAACGAGUGAUCAGGUUUGCCUCAUCUACUUCACAGGGAUGAAGUUUGAUGUUGAUUCCAUUUCCUUUUUGGACAUCAGUUACUCCAACCCAUAUGGCUGCUUGACAAGUGUUUCUGUUGGCUUUCCUUCGGAGAAAAUUAUUUCCAAAGCUAAUAAAAAUCACAGAGCACAUUUAGGAGUUGUUUGGGAUGAUCUAAAUAAGUAUAUUUUUUGACUUUUUAUGAAAUAUGGGUUAGGUUUGAAGUGAUGUGGUAUAGAGGUGAUGAGACUUAAAUAAGAGGAUAUGACUUAAAUAAGAUAGUGACUUUUUAAUUUUUUUAGAAAAUGCCAAACCUAGCCGUAAUUUAUCUUGAGACGCUGGGGGAGGUGCCUAGUCUUGUCGGCACCCAUAGGUUGUUGCUCUUCAGAUGGCAAUAUGCUGCUCAUUAUUUUUUAAUUACUCUUCGUCAAAUGCAGUAUGUUCUACAGAUUCAAAUGAAUUAAUGUUGUAACAUUUUUUGUUUUAAUUUAACUCUGCUUUUUUAAUGUUCCAAAUUUUAUGAUUAUGAAAUGUAUCAUAUCUUUUUAC